Messenger RNA from Arabidopsis lyrata subsp. lyrata, 1730 nucleotides. RefSeq names its product probable LRR receptor-like serine/threonine-protein kinase At3g47570. Gene Ontology annotation, biological process: protein phosphorylation. The coding region runs from base 1 to 1512 and encodes 503 amino acids. Gene Ontology annotation, molecular function: protein kinase activity; ATP binding; protein binding. The transcript has 3 exons. NCBI's taxonomy places the organism in Eukaryota, Viridiplantae, Streptophyta, Magnoliopsida, Brassicales, Brassicaceae. The record is from RefSeq and is a predicted model, not a curated record.
AUGGCUGGUAAUUCAUUGAGCGGGUCUCUACCAAAAGAUGUUGGAAGACUACAAAAUCUUGUUACACUUAACGUCGCGCAUAACAAAUUAUCCGGGAAACUUCCUUUGGAUUUGGGAACCUGUUUCUCAUUGGAAGAACUCUAUCUGCAAGGAAAUUAUUUUGAUGGAACCAUUCCAGACAUAAGUGGGUUGGUGGCUGUUCAAAGAGUUAAUUUGUCAAACAAUAAUCUUUUUGGAAGUAUACCUGGAUAUUUUGCAAAUUUUUCAAAGUUGCAGCGUCUAAGUCUAUCUGAUAACAAUUUCGAGGGAUGCAAACCUAUGUGGAGGCAUCAAGGAACUGAAACUAAAACCAUGCUUUGCGCAAGCACCACCAAUGGAGACAAGGCAUUCCUCUCAUUUAAAGAAAUUGUGAUCGGGGUUAGCGUAGGCAUAGCUUUGCUUUUGUUUUCGGUCAUAGCUUCAGUUUCUCUGUGGUUAAGAAAAAGAAAGAAGAACCAUCAGACUAAUAAUCUAACUUCUUCCACUUUGGGGGCCUUCCAUGGAAAGAUAAGUUACGGAGAUCUUCGAAAUGCGACAGAUGGCUUCUCUUCAAGCAAUUUGAUUGGGUCAGGCAGUUUUGGUACUGUGUUUAAGGCAUUGCUCCCGACAGAAAACAAGAUUGUUGCAGUGAAAGUUCUAAACAUGCAGAGACGUGGAGCGAUGAAGAGCUUUAUGGCAGAAUGUGAAUCCUUGAAGGAUAUAAGGCAUCGUAAUCUUGUGAAACUAUUGACAGCUUGUGCUAGUAUUGAUUUCCAAGGAAACGAAUUCAGAUCUCUCAUAUAUGAGUUCAUGCCGAUUGGAAGCUUGGAUAGGUGGCUGCAUCCAGAGGAAGUGGAAGAGAUUCGUAGGCCCUCAAGAACCUUGACACUUCUUAAAAGGCUUAACAUUGUCAUAGACGUGGCUUCUGUUUUGGAUUAUCUUCAUGUUUAUUGUCAUGAGCCUAUAGCUCAUUGUGAUAUUAAGCCAAGCAACGUCCUUCUCGACGAUAAUCUAACCGCCCAUGUUAGCGACUUUGGUCUGGCUCGUCUUCUCCUCAAAUUCGACCAGGAGUCCUUCUUUAACCAACUAAGCUCAGCUGGUGUUAGAGGAACCAUCGGGUAUGCUGCACCAGAAUAUGGAAUGGGAGGCCAACCAUCAAUACACGGUGAUGUAUACAGCUUUGGGGUUCUCGUUUUGGAAAUGUUCACUGGAAAACGACCUACCAAUGAGCUAUUUGAGGGGAGCUUUACCCUACACAGCUACACCAAGUCAGCCUUGCCAGAAAGAGUUUUGGACAUUGCAGACAAAUCGAUUCUUCAUAGUGGUCUCAGAGUUGGUUUCCCUGUAGUUGAGUGCUUGAAAGUGAUUUUGGAUGUGGGACUUAGGUGUUGUGAAGAAUCUCCAACAAACCGGUUAGCAACGAGUGAAGCCGCCAAGGAGUUAAUCUCAAUCAGAGAGAGGUUCUUUAAAACCCGGAGAAUGGCCAGACGUUGAAGUGUUUAUGGUUUCCUCUACAAACUUUUCCAUCCACUUAAAAGCCUAAAUUUGAUGCCUAUAUAAUAUCAUACUGUAUUUUAUAAUCUGUGAUUUGUUUUUUCCUCUGUUUAUGCUCUGUUGUUUCAGACAAGAUUGAAUGUUUGUGUGUUUCAGCUUUUACAUUUUCUGGGGAUAAGAAUAAUUAAGGAAAAAAUGAAGUAGCUGUGGUUUAUCUA